This is a messenger RNA of Erigeron canadensis, 1865 nucleotides long. RefSeq names its product E3 ubiquitin-protein ligase RGLG2-like. The transcript is spliced from 12 exons. Bases 278 to 1606 code for a protein of 442 amino acids. The record is from RefSeq and is a predicted model, not a curated record. NCBI's taxonomy places the organism in Eukaryota, Viridiplantae, Streptophyta, Magnoliopsida, Asterales, Asteraceae.
UUCUGGAGAUGAGGGCAUUAGGAAAGUAUGCAAUGUUCAAACUCCACCGGAGUGGGUCCGGUUGGGGUUGCUUGAAAAAAUCUACCUUUUAGGAUAGUUUGAUGUAGUGAUGAGAGUUUUAUCGAAAAAAUCUGAAUAUUUAGUUAAGUUUUGAAAUUGGAGAUUUACCAGGUUUAUCAUGUAGCUUGGUUGGUUCAAACAAUCAAAGCCUACCAGAGUAAUGGUAGAUUAGUUGGUUGGGCUACUAUUUGAAAGGAGACUGUGAGGACUAGAGUUCAUGGGAGCCAAAAGUUCAAAGAGGUCGGUUUCUGGUAGGUAUGCAUCAUAUGGAUCGACUGCAAAUUCGUGGGCUUCUCCACAUUCGCCAUAUCCACAAUCAUCAUACCCACAAUCGCCAUAUCCUCAAGCACCAGUGAGCCAACCAUAUGCUUCGCCUUCUAUCCAAGGCUAUUCUGAUCGACCUCCUGCAGUUAAGCGGAAGCUUGAGAGGAAAUACUCACGAAUAGAUGAUGAUUAUGUUAACUUAGAACAGGUUACUGAUGCUCUUGCACGUGCUGGUUUGGAGUCUUCAAAUUUGAUUGUUGGUGUUGAUUUUACGAAGAGCAAUGAGUGGACCGGUGCAAGGUCAUUUCAAAGACGAUGCUUGCAUCACAUUGGAAAUGACAUGAACCCCUACGAAGAAGCAAUAUCCAUCAUCGGAAGAACACUAGCAUCCUUUGAUGAGGAUAACUUGAUUCCUUGUUAUGGAUUUGGAGAUGCUUCUACUCAUGAUCAAGAAGUCUUCAGCUUUUACCCAGAUGACAAAUUUUGCGAUGGAUUUGAGGAUGUAUUGAGACGAUACAAAGAAUUAGUACCUCAAUUGCGUCUUGCAGGUCCGACGUCGUUUGCCCCUAUUAUUGAAAUGGCCAUUACCAUUGUUGAACAAAGUGGUGGCCAGUAUCAUGUCUUGUUGAUCAUUGCCGAUGGGCAGGUUACAAGAAGUGUUGAUACUGACCGUGGCCAGCUAAGUCAACAGGAAAGGAAAACAGUCGAGGCGAUUGUGAAAGCCAGUGAAUAUCCAUUGUCAAUAGUAUUAGUUGGGGUUGGAGAUGGACCAUGGGACAUGAUGAAGGAAUUUGACGACAAUAUCCCUGCUCGAGCUUUUGACAAUUUCCAGUUUGUAAACUUCACAGAAAUUAUGUCCAAGAACAUGAAUUUAUCUAGGAAGGAAGCAGAGUUUGCUCUUUCGGCCUUGAUGGAGAUACCUUCGCAAUAUAAGGCAACACUAGAGCUCAACAUAUUAGGUGCUCGGCGAGGAAAUGCUAUAGAUAGGGUUUCUCUUCCACCACCAUGUUAUGGUUCAGCAUCUUUAGGUGGACCAAAACAACCUUCACGAUCAACUAAUUUCCAACCAAUUGCACCUACUUUUGAGAAAAGAAAAAUAUCGGCUAACACAAGUUAUCAAGGGACAUCUACCUCCGAUAGCAAUCUUUGUCCCAUCUGCAUAACUGACAAAAAGGAUAUGGCCUUUGGCUGUGGGCAUCAGACAUGUUGUGGAUGCGGCACAGAUCUUCAACUGUGCCCCAUUUGCCGGAGUCACAUAGAGACCAGGAUCAAGCUUUAUUAAACGCGAUAGGUGUAUAGGCGCAACAUGUAUAUAUGUUUGGCUUCAUUUUGUCUAACGAUACUUUAUUGUUCAUUGACCGAAUAUUUAGCAAUCGGUUCACCUAGGUAUCUUUUGUAGUCCAAAAGAUUUGCAUAAUCCUAGGGGUAAACUUUUUUUGUGAUCUUGUAAAGUAGUUGUACAUAGAUUUAGGAUGGACCAAUUGCAUGAAAUUUCAUAAUUUUCCCCAGCUACAAAUACCAAACGCACUCAUGUUUCUAAA